Enterobius vermicularis (human pinworm) is the source of this 555-nucleotide messenger RNA. The record is from the annotation of a GenBank genome assembly. Lineage: Eukaryota; Metazoa; Nematoda; Chromadorea; Rhabditida; Oxyuridae.
UGCAUUGCUAGCGGUGUAUGUGGACCACCAAAUGCUUGUCCACCACCUGCAGCACCAGUAUGUCAACCGGCUUGUACCCCCGGAUACCAAUGCGGUAACUAUGGUUGUGCCAGAAGACGUGCUCGUCUUCACGGCAGUAAUACAUUUACCAAUCGACGAAAUCAUUUUGAACCAAAGUCACCAAAUCAGUUGUUUAUGGAAUGUUGUGAAGAACGAGGUUUACCAGAUGCAUGCCUUGCAAAAUGCUCAUUUAAUACCUAUACCAAAGAAGCAUUGACCAAUAUGUACUUUAAAAAUGAUGCCUGUCCUAUCCAAGCAUCAGCUGAUAUACAGUUCUGUGCUGCCCAAGGUCGAGACCAUCGAGCUUGCUGUGUUCGUAAUGGUGUUGCAACAACGCUUGCCGGUGAAAAAUGUUUAGUAUUCUGUGACCAACGACCCGGUAAUGUCACUCGACUGGAUAUGUCCUAUUUAAGUUGUUAUGAUCGUUUUGAAAAUAUGAAAGGCUGCUUUUGGCAUGAUAUGGUUUCCAGGCUUCAAAUGAAGCGGUAUUAUUGA